Soboliphyme baturini is the source of this 1907-nucleotide messenger RNA. Lineage: Eukaryota; Metazoa; Nematoda; Enoplea; Dioctophymatida; Soboliphymatidae. The record is from the annotation of a GenBank genome assembly.
AUGUUGGCUGAUGAGAACAGGUGCAUGCUGCGUUUACAGGCGUUCAGUAAGAAGGCGACAAACAAGAAUGAUUUCAGGAACGUCUUAGAAGGUUUUGCCGUAGACAGCGACACAGUGACCACGCCGGUGGCACGCAGUUCGCCUUAUCUGAUCAGCAGGGUGUGCACGAAUUGUCCAGACCCAUGGUUCCCUCUGAAAAUGCGUGGUGCCCGAACAACCUGUGUUCCGCCUUCCGGACUCGGCUCUCGGUCAGACCUCGAAGCGGUACUGACUAGUUUCGUCAAAAUGCCGACCUUGCAGUACGAGCCGUUCCGUGAACUUUUCGUUUCUCAUAAACUUGCGGACAUAUACGUCGGACGGCCAAGUCGGAACGAACUUGCAGCGUUCGAAGAAAAACUAUUAGCAUUGGCGUUGAACUACUGCUUUUCGCCUUACAGCAUUCCCUGCAGGAUCGGCGGCAUAUAUCUUCUAUAUGCUCUGUAUUACAUACAGCCAGAUAAGUACAGAAUGAAGGACGUGGCUUAUCGACAAUCUGAAACGCCCGAGAAGAGAACCCGGAAAUUCCGUAUCGACGAACUGCGACCUCAUACCUCUUCAGGUAAGACCCAGUUGCUACUCGGAACCGGCGUCCACGAAGAGGCUCUGUGUUCAAGAGGUGUCAGCAACUAUCAGUUGGUUUACAGCGUGCUCAGCGGCGCUACAACGCGAACUGAGUUCCCCAGUUACAUUAGGUCAUAUAUGUUCAUCAACCGCGGCGUCAAGCAAGGCGACUCUGUCUCGCCUUUUCUCUUCCUGCUGGUGAAGCUGAAGUUGGCAAACGUGCGAUUAUUGUCUGUGCUUGGUGAGCAGGCGUCGAGUUUUGUAAUGUUGGACGUCGCGAUGGGAAGUGAAGCACUGAAUGUACCAACCAGGGUAAAUACACCACCUAGAGAGGCGAACCAAAUGGCCUUACAAAGCAUUCAUCUCCUGAACGACAGGAACAAGGAAUGCUUUGAGGUAAUCUCUAACGAUAUCAGAGAUAACAGCCUAAACCACUCGAUUGUAUUCCUGCGUAAUGAACUGAAACCGGCCCUGAAGAAACAGAAUGGCCACCCAAGACCAGCGGCCAGUAAUCUCGACCAAACGCAACAGGCCACCAAUGAAAAGGAGGAGUCAUACUUCCUUUGCCUGUUUACAAGAACCUCCCCACAUGACGCGGACGAGGUGACCGAUAUGAAAAAUGGCGAAAUUUCGGACAUCGGCCUGCUAACACUGCAAGAUGAAAUUACGUCUGCUGUGGCACAGAUGAAAUGCCGGAAAGCAGGCAGCCCAGGUCAUCAUCCUGAAGCGACCAAAUCCCAUCGUAUGAGGGUAUACGCCGUCCCAAAAACAAAUGCCUCCGUUCUGGCCCAUUUACGCCGCGGCAACAAGAUUAGAAUCACGCUUCCCCGAUACUGCGAAUUGCACAAAUUGCUGCGUGUGCUGCAAAGGCAGCAACUUUUCGACGCGUAUUACGUAUUGGCGAAGCUGUUCUUUCAAGGCGUGUUCCGAAUUUGUGCGACUUCAGAUCAGUUUAACAUUCUGACAUUCCGACCGUCGGAAAAAGUGUAUGAUAAAAAGGCCCAGGAUAAUCUUCGCACCGAUUUCACACUCAUGACGCUCGUUGACAAUGGGUUAGAUAAGCAAAUUGAUCUCGUACAUUCGACAUAUAUGGCCGCGAAGAUGAAGCUUGUCAAAGAUUGGCCGGAAGCUUCUGAACGAUUGUGUUUUGUCAAAGAACUUCCACUGGAUGCUUUUGAAAAGUUUUGCUCCGAAUAUGAAUCUGAAGUAAAGGGCAUAAACGAGCGACAGGUGACGCCACUUGAUGUUUUUGUUUUGGCUUACACGAUUGGGAAUUGUCUGUGUAAUGUAUUCAGUUUUAAGUAAUC